AUGUCAUUGAAUGACUGUCUCCUGACGGGCCCAGACCUGCUGAACAAUUUAGUAGGUGUACUUAUCCGAUUUCGUUGCAACAAGGUCGGGAUAAUGGGGGAUAUUGAAAAGAUGUUCCACCAGGUCAAGGUCCGAGAAGCGGAUCAAGACUCCCUCCGAUUCCUGUGGAGGAACCUCGAAGAGAGAAUCCCUGAUGUAUACCGUAUGGCAGUUCAUGUGUUUGGAGCCAUUGACUCGCCCUGCUCGGCCUGCUACGCACUGCGGAAGACAGCAGAAGAUCAAGCUGGUUUGUUUCCCGAUGAUGUACUGGAUACGAUAAAGAGGAACUUUUACAUGGACGACGUCCUAACUUCAAGGCCGUCGGAAGACGAGGCGGCAGCUGUCGCUAACCAGCUCAUUGAAGCAGUAGCGGCUGGUGGUUUUCGCUUGACCAAGUGGGUAUCUAACAGCCGAAAAGUGCUCCGUUCCCUUCCGUCUGACGAGGUAUCCUGUGACGUGGUCAACUUGGACUUACAGACCUUGUCUCAAGAGAGAGCCCUUGGAGUAAAGUGGUGUCUCGAGCAAGACACGCUUUACUUGAAGCCGUUGAAAGAUAGGUUCCCCGACACAAAACGAGGAGUCCUUAGUGCUACGAGUAGCGUGUUUGACCCCCUGGGCCUUGCGGCCCCGUACGUCGUCAAGGCCAAGCUCAUCAUACAGGAACUAUGGCGCUGUAAGAUUGAUUGGGAUGAGCCUAUUCCCGAAGAGCUGCGAAGCAUCUGGAAGUCGUGGAAGGACGGGCUGAAGACGCCGCUGAUGAUCCAGGCCCCACGGUGGUACGGCUUCCAUCUGCGAGACGCCCAAGACAUCCAGCUUCACACAAGGCUAGCCCCGGUGAGAACUCUCACCAUCCCACGACUCGAGCUACAAGCGGCAGUCGUCGGAAUCAGGCUGAGAAAGAAGGUGAUCAACGAGAUUGAUCUCCCCAUUAACGCUGUGCAUCUGUGGAGCGACUCCAAGACCACCCUGCAGUAUAUUGUCAACACCACCAGGAGAUUUAGCACCUAUGUCUCGAACAGAGUUUCAGAGAAACUCGGCUCUUGCAAGCCAGAUGAAUGGCGUCACAUACCCGGUAAGCUCAAUCCAGCAGAUGACUGCACACGAGGUGUAGCCUUGCAAGACCUGACCCCUGAUUCGCGUUGGCUUGCGGGACCCGACUUUCUUGCCAAACCGCCUUGCCAGUGGCCAAGUGCGGAACCAGAGCCGGUCGAAGAAAGCGAUCUCGAAGUCAAGGCCACCGUCCUGGCAACUGGUGUCAGUGCCCCACCCCUUGAUGUGAAGUGGAAGAGGUAUUCGACCCUCGGGCGACUGGUGCGAGUAUAUGGGUGGUGUCUUCGCUUCAAGUCGAUACUCCUGAGUAAGGCAAGAAAGACGGCCGCUCCACUGAAAGCUGACUUGCAGACCCUAGUUGCUGAAGAGAUGAAGGAUUCACGCUUAGAGCUAUGUCGUAUUGCUCAGCUGGAAAUGUUCCCGGAUGAAUAUGCCGCGCUUCAAAACGGCAAACCCAUUGCAUCCCACAGCCGCAUUCUUCCGCUUCAACCAGUCUUAAUAGACAGGGUUAUUCGGGUUGGCGGGAGACUAAAGGAUGCACCGGUAUCUUUCGAGGAGAAGCACCAAAUCGUCUUACUAUCGGGGCACCCCCUGAGUUCUCUGAUUGCCCAGGAUUUCCAUCAGCGUAAUCGCCACGUUGGCAGAGAGCACACACUGGCGCUGGUGAGACAAGAAUACUGA
Messenger RNA from Nematostella vectensis (starlet sea anemone), 1770 nucleotides. RefSeq lists its product as uncharacterized. The record is from RefSeq and is a predicted model, not a curated record. The coding region runs from base 1 to 1770 and encodes 589 amino acids. The transcript has 2 exons. Lineage: Eukaryota; Metazoa; Cnidaria; Anthozoa; Actiniaria; Edwardsiidae.